GCUAACUGGGGCCGCUCCGCUCUGCGUGCACGUGGCUUGGGCGGCCUUGAGAAACCCGGGAGCCCCCGGAGUUACCUCCGGGCCCAGUAGCUGGUGCCGUAGUGACAAAAACCCGUUUCCCAGGCCCAGCGGGGUGUGCGCGGCCCCCGGCGUGUGCCAGCCCCGCAGCCCCUCGGCUUUCGCUCACCCGAGCUGUGCUGGGAAUCUGUCAGCGUGGCGUGUGACUGACUGCGGGCGUCCCGGCACGUGGCUCUGAGACCGGGCGGUGUGAGCUUCCUCCCGCUCCUAGCCCAUUAAUCUCCCUUCAACAUUGACUCUGAAGACUAAUGAAGAUAUUUUUUCAUGUCCUCAAUGGUUGUAUAGCUAAGAAGCAGAAGAAGAAAAAGGAUAAGAAAUCUCUACCAGAUGCAGAUGUUGCUGACAUACAACACACAGAGGAAUUCUUCAUCAAACCUGAAUCCCGAGUGGCUCAGCUGGACACAUCUCAGUGGCCCUUGCUACUGAAGAACUUUGACAAGCUAAAUGUGAGGACAACGCACUACACACCCCUUCCCUCUGGCUGCAAUCCCCUGAAGAGAGACAUCGCUGAGUAUGUUAGGACAGGCUUCAUUAACCUCGACAAGCCAUCCAACCCUUCUUCCCAUGAGGUGGUUGCCUGGAUCCGGCGCAUCCUCCGGGUUGAGAAGACGGGGCACAGUGGGACUCUUGACCCCAAAGUGACGGGGUGUCUGAUUGUGUGCAUUGAACGAGCAACACGGCUGGUCAAGUCUCAGCAGAGUGCAGGCAAAGAGUAUGUGGGAAUUGUUCGGCUGCACAAUGCUAUUGAAAGCGAGAUUCAGCUUUCCAGGGCAAUAGAAACUCUGACCGGUGCCCUGUUUCAGCGACCUCCCCUCAUUGCAGCUGUCAAGAGGCAACUAAGGGUCCGAACCAUCUACGAGAGCAAACUGGUAGAAUACGAUCCUGAGAGGAGAUUAGGUAUCUUCUGGGUGAGUUGUGAAGCUGGCACUUACAUCCGUACGCUGUGUGUCCACCUGGGCCUGCUGCUGGGGGUUGGAGGCCAGAUGCAAGAGCUCCGGCGAGUGCGCUCGGGGAUCAUGGGAGAGAAGGACCACAUGGUGACGAUGCACGAUGUACUGGAUGCCCAGUGGCAGUAUGACAACAAUAAGGAUGAGAGUUACCUGAGGAGGGUUAUCUUCCCCUUGGAGAAGCUGCUGACUUCACACAAACGGCUGGUUAUGAAGGACAGUGCAGUUAAUGCCAUCUGCUACGGUGCCAAGAUCAUGCUUCCUGGUGUUCUGAGGUAUGAAGAUGGCAUUGAGAUUAAUCAGGAGAUUGUCGUCAUCACCACUAAAGGGGAGGCCAUUUGCAUGGCUAUUGCCCUAAUGACCACCGCAGUGAUUUCUACUUGUGACCAUGGUAUAGUGGCAAAGAUCAAGAGGGUGAUCAUGGAAAGAGACACUUACCCCCGCAAAUGGGGUCUUGGACCCAAGGCAAGUCAAAAGAUGAUGAUGAUCAAGCAGGGCCUAUUGAGCAAGCACGGCAAGCCCAAUGAGAGCACGCCGGAUUCCUGGAAGAAGGAGUAUGUGGACUACAGUGUUGCUGUAAAGAAAGAGGCAGAAGCCCCAGCAGCCAUUGCCGAGAGGGUACCAAAACGAAAGCGGGAGACAGAGAGUGAAAAUGAGGAGGCAGCAGUGGCGCCGGCCACUCCGCAAUCAGAGGAGCAGAGCAGGAAGGAAAAGAAAAAGAAGAAAAAAGAGAAGAAGGCCAAAGAAGCUGCUGAGAGCGAAGGGGAGCUAAUGGAAGUGGCCAGUGACACCAGCACCAAGAAGAAGAAAAAGAAGAAGAAGAAACAAAAGCAAGCUGAAGAGAGCUCGGAGUAAGUGGCUAGAUCCCUCCCAGCCAGACGAGGCCACCUGCUUUGGAUGGAAGUUGGAGAGUCCUUAACAAAAGCUAUUCCCCAGCAAUGCAGAAACACUGACUGCAGUGGGGUGACGAGGCUCCUGAUCCAUUGCUUACACAAACGAAAGCAUGUCUGCAGUGUGGCUCAGCACACUCACCAUAAGCCCCACCUCAUCCUGUUUUAAGGGUGGCUGGAGGGAAGAGUGCAAAACUUACCCACUGGACUGCUCUGCUAAGCUGGUUGCCUCGAUGCAUAUAAAACUGUUCUCAGGGAACCAGCAGCUUCUGCUGAAAAUGAGUCGUCCUAAGCCCCAGUGUUUUGAGCUAUUUCCACAGAUGGAGAUAAUGCCCCCCUUCCCAAUCCUGCCUUUCCCUCUGUUGGUGGGUCUGGGAGCCAUUACCCUGACAGUCUCAGAAUGUUCUUACAGCUGAAGGAAUUGGCCCACUUGCCCUCUUGGAGCAGCGUUCAGGGUCUGGGUGAUCAAAUCGGCUAUUUUAAGUGCUUUGGUUUUAAACUUGCAGUGCUUGGCUUGAGUUUCAGCUAGCCAAGUCCCAGUGUCUCCCCGAGGAGGGGAGGUGUUUUAGGUACACGUUUUCAGUUUGUAUAGGCUUAGAAUUUGUGCUUGAGGUUUCUCCCAUUUUGUUUUAUAGUGCAGGGACCUGGCUCCAUGUGCUGUUCACCAAACCCCCAUUUCAAUGUUAUGGCAGCCGUGUCCACUGCUGCCUCAGCCCUCCUUUCCAGUAUUGGCACCUAAUCGAUUCUGGGGGUUGGAAUGGAGACAGGCCAGGUAUGAUUGGGAAGGUGUCAACUGUUCAUACGCUUUCUCUAAAGGGUGGUGUGUAUGGAGAUUGGAGGCCUUUGGCACCAGCCCUCGGCUGCUUGAUGCUGAAUGUGCUAUGGGCAGCAGAUGGUCUGUUCCAAACACAGCACCCAAGUUCUCUUGCUAGGGUGCCUCGCUGGCAGGCCGACGUGUUGCUGGUGCUACUGGCUGACUGGAUUUAUCCCUAUACCGGUUUUACCCCUUGAGGGAGGGGCUAGGAUGCUCUGCACUGAGCUAAUACCAUCUGAAGAAAAGGCCUAAAGGUGCCUAACUUGUGUUGCUCUUUUUCCCCUGUCCAGUACUAGGGAGACACAAAAGUGGUGAGCACAGCUGGGGGCUGUGAGGGAUUUAAGGGAAAAGAAAGUUGAUUUGUAUUUACUUUUUAUAAAAAAAUAAACUAUUUUUCAAGUGUU
Molecule: messenger RNA, 3133 nt
Organism: Mauremys reevesii (Reeves's turtle)
Lineage: Eukaryota; Metazoa; Chordata; Testudines; Geoemydidae
Gene: DKC1
Product: dyskerin pseudouridine synthase 1
Exons: 15
Coding region: 327-1880 (517 amino acids)
Biological process (GO): mRNA pseudouridine synthesis; snRNA pseudouridine synthesis; rRNA pseudouridine synthesis
Cellular component (GO): box H/ACA snoRNP complex
Molecular function (GO): pseudouridine synthase activity; RNA binding
Source: RefSeq, a predicted model, not a curated record